Molecule: messenger RNA, 1966 nt
Organism: Ostrea edulis (European flat oyster)
Lineage: Eukaryota; Metazoa; Mollusca; Bivalvia; Ostreida; Ostreidae
Product: claudin domain-containing protein 2-like
Exons: 4
Coding region: 871-1383 (170 amino acids)
Cellular component (GO): membrane
Source: RefSeq, a predicted model, not a curated record
AAGAUACUACAAGUGAACAAGAAUCUGCUUCAUAAAGUACAAAAACAGAACUGUUGAUAAAGGAGCCCAAUUUGUGUCCAUGGGAAUUCCAUUAGAAGUUGGAAAAUCUGAUAACCAAAGAUUACCAAGAUUGUGUCAAUGAGGAACUCAUAGACUAGUAUUUUUAUUUUUAUUUUUUUGCAUGCGAAAAGUCAUACUAAUUAUAGAAAAGCAGUCUAAUCAUGAACGCUGUCUUUUGACUUAUAUAUGUAUAUGAUCUAUUACUACCUUUUGAGAUUUGUGGGGACUUUUUGAUUGUUGUUUCUUGACAAGAAAGAUGAAACAGUCUUAAGUGUUCUGCAUGGAUAAUACGUAUUCAAUGAAAAAUAUCCAAGAAAGAAUCGAAAUUCAUACCAAUUCCUAGUAGGCUUCCAUAAAUUUUCAUCGAGGCAGGUUUUUAUUAUCACGAGACUAUCACUUGGCAUUAUAAAUUUAGAAGUACCAAAAUGAUUGUGAUAAGCACAAAAGUGUAACGAUAUCAGCAAUAUGUAUUUAUAAUGAAAAACGAAACUUACUUUACACAACUGAAAAGUAUUGAGAGUAAGUUCUCCGUUAAAGGGAAGGAAGUUUAAAAUACGUAUAAUGCAACAUACAUUUUUUGAUUUCCGAGAAUAUGCAAGGAAUUAAUUAUAUCAAAUGCGGAAAGGGGUUUCUUUUCUGAUAUAUUAAUGUAAUAGGAAUAUAAAUAUAUAAACUUCAAACACCACCAUGCACUGAAUAUCGUUGCACUUUUACACUUAUUGCAGCUGGUCGCAAUAAUUAUGUAAAUCAUCUUUUCUUAAAAUGCAGUGAUGAUCGGGAUAAAGAGAAGAUAUUGGGGUGAUUUCAAGUAUGAAUAGUUGUACCGCCAUAACGGCCCUGAUUCUGUUGGUGCUGACCAAUUUGGCCACCAUUAUAAGUUUUGCCACGCCUUAUUGGCUGGAAACUACAGAGGAUACGAGGGGGUUAUGGGCAACAUGUAAAGACCAGAAAUGUGAAUGGGUGUUCGAAAGCUCUGAUUACAGGGUAGAGGAUGAAGAUUACAUCAUUGCCACGCAGGGUUUGAUGUCUGUGGGGCUGGCCGUGUGUCUUGUUGCUCUCAUGGUGGCAACUCUGGCUCUAUGUUGUCAGUGCACAAGCUGCAACCACGGGGGAUUUGUUGCUGGGUUGCUAAUAACGGCCUUUUUAAGCAUUGGAAUCGGCACGGCAGUGUAUGGAAUUAAAUCAUCAAAAGAUGUAAAUGCCAAGAUUUCCUUUGGAGAUAACUCACAUUUCGGAUGGUCGUUUUGGGUAGCCGUGGGGGCAGCUGGAAUGGCAAUGCUGACGUCACUGAUAUACGGCUGUUCUUCUAGAAACACAGACUAGUGUGAAUUUGUUAUUUAGUAAGAAAACUUUGUUCAUUCCUAACUCUCAUUAUAACCAAUAAGAAUUACAAUAUUGUACAUUUUGUUAUCUAUUGAAAAUCACGUUAUUACGAAUUAUUAGAAACUUGUUUAUUUAUAUGCGUCUAAUUACUGGUAGGUGUAUGAACAUUUAAGAAAACCUAGUACAAACAGUUGAUAAUCAAUUAUUUGCAUACUUAUGAGAUUGAUCACUGUUCGUUAUCUUCACCUUGCAUACUUUUGGCUUUUGGUUGAGAAGAAUUUAAUUAUAUUACGUAUAAGGCAAAUUCAACAUAUUCAGUGUUAUUAAGCUCACUUUUAUAGAAAAAAUGUCUAGAUGUAUUUUUGGUAGGCUUUGAGUUUUGUUUGUGUGAUUUUUUUGUGACUUUAUUGCUAGUAAGAACUUGAAAUAACUAUGUUUUAAUUAAUUAAUAUACAUGAAGACAUAUGUUGCUGUAAAUAUUUAACACAUGUGUACUUAAUGUGGUUACAUAUACAUAUGUAUAUAUAUUUAUAGUGAUUAAUUAAUGUUUGUAGACAAGUAAUAUACACUUAUUUUUGUGUGA